This is a messenger RNA of Penicillium diatomitis, 438 nucleotides long. RefSeq lists its product as uncharacterized. NCBI's taxonomy places the organism in Eukaryota, Fungi, Ascomycota, Eurotiomycetes, Eurotiales, Aspergillaceae. The coding region runs from base 1 to 438 and encodes 145 amino acids. The record is from RefSeq and is a predicted model, not a curated record. The transcript has a single exon.
AUGCAGUUCACUCAAGUCCUCCUGGCCACUCUCCUGGCCGUCCCAUCGGCCCUCGCCGCUCCCUCGAAUGAAAAGUCCAUGAUGGCCUCAAGCCCCCAAUGGACCAUUCAAAACAUGAAGCGCGUCUGCGCCGCCGAUGACUCCUCCUGCACCUGGACCUUCGGCAUCUACCCGGGCUCCGGCGAUGCCACCGCCUGCAAGCUCGUCGUGACCGGCGAUCAUGCCUCCCAGGCCAACGGCGGGCCCGUCAACUGCGGCGACUACACCGUCACCUCUGGCUGGAGCGGCCAAUUCGGCGCGGGCAACGGCUUCACGACCUUGGCCGUCGUCAACAACGUGAGCCGCCAGAUCGCUUACCCUGCUUACACCGAUAAGCAGGUGGAGAGUGGCAAUGUGGUCAAGCCUGACCAGAGCUACCCUCCCUAUGCUCUCCCUUAG